Molecule: messenger RNA, 1727 nt
Organism: Mesocricetus auratus (golden hamster)
Lineage: Eukaryota; Metazoa; Chordata; Mammalia; Rodentia; Cricetidae
Gene: Mro
Product: maestro
Exons: 12
Coding region: 814-1560 (248 amino acids)
Cellular component (GO): cytoplasm
Source: RefSeq, a predicted model, not a curated record
CAAGAGGAGGAAGUGGUGUAAUUCCAAGACUGAGUCUGACUGAAGAGAAGCUAAGGAAGCCCGGCAAAUACCCUAAAGAGAGCAGGGUAGACCAAGUCCACAGCAGAGGAAACAGCUCUCAAAAUGUCGGCCGCUUCCUGUGAUUAAAUUCGAGUGCGAGGAACGCUUCAAACCUGUGCUUGCUCUGUUAAAUGGAAGGAACAUGUUCAGAGUGUGUGAAGACUGAAGGCUCACAGGAUUGGGGACCUAUUGCUAGAGGCCCUUCAUGCCUCAAACCCUGAGCUGGCAUCACAGACUUGAAAUGGGGCCCAGGAAAAGCUAAUGGGGGGACCGACUCCUGUGGAGUUGCUAUGCAAACUGGCCAAGGGUGAAGAGAUGUUUGCUCUCCUUUCCCCAGGAAUAGCGUGGCAGAAGACCUCUCAAAGACCAGUUGCUCGGGACCCUCUUCAUCCAGCGAUCCUGCUUCCUAAAUCUGCCACAACACCCCAAAAUAGUGGAUGGAAUACAGCUCGCUGUGGAUUACUGAGUUUUCUUAAAGACCAGCAGUGUUCCAAGAGUUGGCUACAUUCGUCAUUCAUCAGGAUGAGCACGGAGGGAAAAGCCCAGUGCCCAGGGCUCCUCGUAGCAUAGCUCAGUCCAGAACAGCUGGAACAGAGUGCCUCCUGAGGUGUCCCAGACCAGCCUCCAACCUGACAAUAGCAAGUCCUCACGUCACAGCCACUCCAGGAGCCAGACAAGGUAUUGUUCUAGAGCCACGACCUUUCUGGAACUGGUGACCUUUCUGCUUUUGCUGUCUGAAAGCUUUGAGGUUUCAUGGAACAAACACAGCGAGUCCUGAGCCAACCCCGUCCUACCCCUACUUCCCAGCCCAAGAAGAAAAGGACAUUGGUGCGAUCUUUCUUUUCCAAGGUCUCCUGGAAACUGAGGUUGCAGAAGCAGGAGCCUUUGAAGAAUGUGUUUUUCAUCUUGGCAGAAAGAGCCCGGGAUCCUAAUGCUAAAAAGCGCUACCUGGCAAUGAGAGGCCUGGGCACCUUGGCCUGUGAAGCCCCUGACAAGCAGGUGAGAAAGUACAAGAAAGCUUUCCUUGACCUCCUGGUGCAUGGACUGUAUGAUCCUGUGAGUUCUGAAGUGAUCCAUGAGAGUGUGAAGACUCUGACCAUCAUGCUGGGCAAGAUCCAGGGCCAAGGCCUGGGCUCCUUCUUCAUAGACAUCACCCUUCAGACCAGGACUUUACUGGAUGAUGAGAAUGACAAUGUGCGGUACUCCGCCUUUGUUCUGUUUGGGCAAUUGGCUGCAUUUGCUGGGAAGAAAUGGAAGAAAUUUUUCACCCACCAGGUUAACCAGACACAGGAUUCCCUCCUGACUCAUUUACAGGACAAAAGCCCUCGGGUUGCCAAGGCUUGCAAAACGACUGUUCAGGCCUGUGUUCCGUACCUGAAACCCAGGAGGGAGCAGUGUUUCCAAAGUGAAGAAGAUCAGAGGAACCCCAGGCUUUCCCGGCAGCUGAGCCAUUAUCAUCCCGAGGUCCUGCUGUUCCUCUAUGCUAACAAAAUCCUCUGAGUCCCGAGAGGCAGAGAAAGUAGCCCCAUGUGAGUGCUGCUGUCUCAUUGGGUACCUCUUUGACUCUUCUCAUGGGAUUGUUAUAGAAAAGAAGAUGUCAGAGAGCAACUGGGGGGGGGAUUACCCUGGAAUUGUAUCUCUGCACCCAAAGUAAAAUUCUAAAUUAC